AUGAUUAGGCACUGGCUCGCGAUAACCUUUGGCCUGAUUCGGGUUGCAUUGUCAGAGGGACAAGAUUCCGAGCAGAAUGGAGCACCGCGCGGUCCCGAUCCUUUUGCGUUUUCAAACUCGACCGGAAAUGGGACCGCCAUAGACGUUUUCGGCGUCCUCUCCCACAGUAGGCCCAUCAACGUCCCGUUCCGAGGAGACCACCCGCAGAAGCCGGUGGGGGUGCGCCAGAAAGGCCCGCUGCAGACCAACAAGUUUUACGCAAACUUCUUUGCGAACAGGCAGGACAACGCGACGUGGACGCACCCUUACUCGGUGUGGUGGUCCAGCGACGCGGCGAAGCAGGGUCACGGCUUGUCCGUGUCCCACACGGACCGGAGCAGCUUCAUCUACGGGCCGGGAAAUCCGGUCCAGUCCUUCGAAGACCCGCCCUUCCGGCAGUCCGUCGCCCUCUCGGCGCAGGAGCUGCAGAACGGCACCGUCUUGACGACCGAUGGCCUGACCGCCUUCUCGGUCAAUGUUCACCUGGCCCCCGGGAGAGGAGCCAGGUCGAUCGUGACGUUUCCGCUCGUGCAGGGCAUGGCUUUUGUCACGGGCGUGUACAACCGUGCGAAGGUGCUCAUCCAAUCCGAGUCGGGCUUCGUCAGGGUUCAAAGCAUCCCCGUCUACCCGGACGGGCUCGGCGCCGUCGUCUAUGGAUGGACCGUCCGGUUGGGUGACGGAACGGACUGGCUGGUCUACAUGACGCCGAGGCGUGGCUUCGAGAGGCCGAACUUGAGCCUGAUAAAGAACGGGACACUGGCGGGACCCAACAACUUUUCCGGGACGGUCCAGGUCGCCAAGAAUCCCAACUCGGAAGACGGCACCCGGGUCUUUAACAGAGCCGCCGGGGCAUAUCCCGUCGGUGGCACCAUCUCGGGGUCGGUUUCGGGCAAGACCGGGACUUAUACAAUAAGCUGGAAAAAGGCCGGUGUCAAAUACCGACCGCUGCUCAUGUUUGCGCUGCCGCAUCAUGUCAAAUCCUUCGACGAGAGGACCGCCGAGGGCGUUACCAACGUCACGUUGGCCAGCACCACAAAGGGCAUCGCGACGGCGGUCUUUGCCGAAUCUUUUACCAUGGUGGAGCCGGAUCUUCCGACAGAUAUCGGCUUCGACCCGUGGUCCCCGAGACUGGGGUCAGUAGGAUCAAAGAACGCUCCCGGAGGCGGCGUCUCGAGCGAAGCCAAGGCCGCCGUCGUGGCCGCUGGGAAGGUGGAGCUUGCGGGAGACAUCACGAAGCUCACGAACCUCACGUCCAAAUACUUUGCCGGGAUCGCCUUCUCCAAGUAUGCGAGGGCGCUGUACGCCGUCAACGACAUUGCGGGAGUCACCAACUACACGGCCGGGGCGCUCAAGAAGCUCGAGGCGGCGUUCGACAGAUAUGUCAACAACGUCGAGCCCAACCCGCUCUUUUACGACAAGGUCUGGAAGGGCCUCGUGUCCUCGGCGUCGUACAACAGCAGCGACCCGCUCGAGGACUUUGGCAACACGUACUACAACGACCACAACUUCCACUACGGAUACUACGUCUACACGGCGGCCAUGAUUGCGCAUUUCGACGGGUCGUGGCUGACGAGGAACGGCUCCGUCAACCGGAUCUGGGUCGACAACCUGAUCCGGGACUGGUCCAACCCCUCGACCGGGGACCCGUACUUCCCCUUCUCGCGGUCGUUCGACUGGUUCCACGGCCACAGCUGGGCGCGCGGGGUGCUGGAGGCGCCCGACGGCAAGGACCAGGAGUCGUCGGCCGAGGACGCCUUCUCGACCUACGCCAUCAAGCUGUGGGGCCGCGCGACCGGCGACGCGCGCACCGAGGCCCGCGGCAACCUCCAGCUGGCCGUCAACGCCCGCAGCCUGCGGUCGUACUUUUUGAUGGCGAGCGACAACGACGUGCAGCCGCCCGCGUUCGUCGGCAACCGCGCCGUGGGCAUCCUGUUCGACCGCAAGGCGAACCACACCACCUACUUUGGCGACGACGUGUCCUUCAUCCAGGGCAUCCACAUGCUGCCCAUCGUGCCGAGCAGCGCCUACGUGCGCCGGGCCUCCUUCGUGCGCGAGGAGUGGGAUCAGUACUUUGCCGCCAACGCCUCCGGGAACCUCGUCGGCGGCGGCUUCGUCGGCCACGUCUACGUCAACCUCGCCAUUGCCGACCAGGCCGGCGCCGAGGAGAGCUACCAGUUCAUGAGCGCCCAGGCCGUCAACAGCAGCUUCUUGGACGGGCAGAGCUUGGCCUGGAACCUGGCCUACACGGCUGCUUUGGGGGGAAGCCUGGCGAACAAGACGGCGCCGAGGCUGGAAAAGGCGAAACUUAUCUGA
Pyricularia pennisetigena is the source of this 2352-nucleotide messenger RNA. RefSeq lists its product as uncharacterized. Gene Ontology annotation, molecular function: glucan endo-1,3-beta-D-glucosidase activity; endo-1,3(4)-beta-glucanase activity. The transcript has a single exon. The coding region runs from base 1 to 2352 and encodes 783 amino acids. The record is from RefSeq and is a predicted model, not a curated record. NCBI's taxonomy places the organism in Eukaryota, Fungi, Ascomycota, Sordariomycetes, Magnaporthales, Pyriculariaceae. Gene Ontology annotation, cellular component: cell surface.